GGGUGCCUGAGAUUUUCUUACGAUUCUAGCUCACAAUUCUACCUCAUCUCCAUCUCUUCUCCUCUCUACUCAUUGAUUCUUGGAUUUUCCAAAAAUGAAAAUUUUAUCUUCUUCAUCUCUUCUCCUUCCUACUCAAUUUGGAUUUAGAGUAUUAUUUUCAAAAAAUAGUGAUCUGUGCUUAUUGAUUUCGCAGACAAAUUUCCACUCGAUUUUGCUCACGACUUUACAGUCCAUCUCAAUCAUUCUUCCGAAUAUUAACACGCAGUUGGAUGUCAAAGCUAUGUGAGAGUAGUUCGAAGAUGGAUUGUUCCUGAAAAGUGAAAUUCCUCUAAACCAUAUAUGAUUGAAAUCGUUAUCAUUGAGGAGGAGGAGGUACAUCACUUACUAAUUCCUUAUUCAUUCAAAUAUGCCAGUGUUUGAAGAAACUAAAAUAAAAAAAAUGAUUAGUUCUACCAUAUGUACAACUACAAGAAAGUGAUAUUAAUUCUGUCUGUUUUGUGCAUUUGCACCCUUUUUAUUCAACCAUCAAUUUUUUAGUUAUUUUUUUUCUUUCAUUGUUAUUUUAGUCGGGCAUGAUGUAAUGACUCUGUGACUAAGGAGUAAACUUAGAUCCUUUCUUUAUGUAUCUAAUUUGCUUAAUCUGUCUGGGCAUAUGUGCUUAGUUGAGGAUUAAUAUGCUUAGUUGCUUAAUGUUGCUUGAUACGUUUGUAAUUUCCGUGUGUUUAUUUACAUUUUUAGUUAGUUUUGGUUGUUUAGUAUUUCGGAAAUUACACACUUUCGGUGUAAUAGUUUAGUUUGUUAAGAUUCUUGUAAAUUGUUUAGAUUAGGAUUAUUCUGAGCUCAAACAGGUCUAACAUCACUCAAGGACAGUUGGUGAACCCCAAAAGUGGAAGGAAGGUGCAAAAUCACAAGACAAAAGAAGGAACUCCUUAUUUUUGUCUAUACUCGGUCGAGUAUCUCCUAUACUCGAUCGAGUAUCUGGUUGAAAUUUCAAAUCGGAUCGGAUCCGAAAACAAAGGAACAUGCAGAAGAAGAUUUCCCCACGAUCGAGUGUCUAUACCCGAUCGGGUACACCGACAUACUCGAUCGGGUAUAGCUAUGAAUUCUACUCUAAAUUCGAUCGAGUAUGGAUCGAAUUCAGCUUUCUACACAUACUCGAUCGAGUACAUAUAUAUAUAUUCGAUCGAGUACCCGACCUGCACCCCAAAAAAGCCUAUAAAUACACCUCCUUUCCUUCACAAUAUUUUCACCAAUUCCUAUAUACUUCUAAGCUCAGUUUAGACAAGUUCUUUCUUUAUAUUUUUAUCAUGUUUAGUCUCCAAAUGAGGAGCUAAACUCUUCCAUCUUGGUUUUGCUACUUUGAAGCUUAAUGAUUUGUAAGUUGUGAGUUAUUUUCUUUAAUCUUCUUCCUUGAAUAUUAAUUACUUCCUAUUCAUAUCCCAUAUUAAUAUAUUGAGCAUUACUUAAAGUAUCAACUAGUCUUGUUCUAUAUAUUAAUUAUUACUAGAAUCAAUCGGUUAAUACGCUUGUUAUUAAUUCGGUUCUUUCAAUGGUAGUAAACUUGGAUUGCUAAUGCAUGCUUCUCAUGAUUAAUAAUCUAAGGGGAAUUAAUUAUAUUGAUUAAACCAAUAAACCGUUUGAGUUGAGGUUAUCAAUCUCAAUCGUUUUCAUCUUAAGUUUAUUGCUACUAUCAAGUUAAUAUAUGGCGCUUGUUCUAUAUUGACUCGAUAGUAAGUUUUGUUAAUGAACGCUUCUCGUUAUUGAUAACUACCCUCGAUGAAUUGGAUAUACUCCUCGAUUGAGUAUUCGAGAGGAAGAUAGUUAAAGAUACAACCGGGAUCGAAGAACAUUUCAUUAAGUGGAUAAAAGCAAAGCCAAGUAUUCUUCUCAUUAAUUAAAUCACAUAACUCGUUCAUCUUCGUGUUAAUUUUAAUUAAAUCACUCAAACCUAAACCCCCCCUUUUGUUACUAGUUUAUAAAGAGAGAAGUAUUCCUUUCCCUGUGGAUACGAACCUUACUACACUAUACUACGUAUUAGUGUCGUAUUGUAUUAUUUUGAGUGCAUACCACGACAAAGUGCACGUCAAAUUUGGCGCCGUUGCCGGGGAAAGGCAAUUAUUUUUCUUUUUAUUUUAUUUCAAGAAAAAUCAAAAAAAAAUUUAAAUAAAAAUAUAAAGAAUUCUUAUUUUCUAUUUCUGAGCUUUGUUUGAGUAUAUGGUUAAACACCGAUCUAUAAACCAAAUCACCUACCAAACAAAUCCCGAAACGGAACAAGCCUUCGAGAGGUUUAGGAAUUUAUUUCCGAAUACUUCUUCGGAGGAAUCAUCAAGCACUAGUUCUUAUUCUAGCGAGAACGAAGAGCCAAUCACUAUGGCUCAAGAAACGAGAACUUUGAGGGAGCUCACAGCUCCGAACUUGAAUCAACAACCGUUAUGUAUUACCUUCCCUACACUCAACGAGGGUAAUACAUUUGAGCUGAAAUCUGGGCUCAUUCAUCUUUUGCCAUCCUUCCAUGGCCUAAGAGGGGAGGAUCCGAAUAAACACCUCUCGGAGUUCCAUGUUAUGUGCACAAGCAUGUGCCCUAAUGGAGUCACCGAGGAGCAAAUCAAAUUGCGGGCUUUCCCAUUCUCACUCAAGGACACCGCAAAGGAUUGGCUAUUCUAUCUUCCUUCGGGAAGUAUAGACACAUGGGCGGCAAUGAAAAAGGCUUUCCUUGAAAGGUACUAUACCGCCUCUGUCUCCUCAUCUAUCAAAAAACAAAUCAGCAAUGUGGAGCAAAAUGACGAUGAAUCGUUCUACGAAUAUUGGGAACGAUUCAAGAAACUUUGCGCAAGCUGUCCAUACCACGGCUACUCGGAGCAAGACCUCAUUCUAUACUUUUAUGAUGGUCUUUGCAAUGAUGAUAGACGAAUGAUCAAC
Messenger RNA from Cuscuta epithymum, 2919 nucleotides. The record is from the annotation of a GenBank genome assembly. Lineage: Eukaryota; Viridiplantae; Streptophyta; Magnoliopsida; Solanales; Convolvulaceae.